This is a messenger RNA of Mus caroli (Ryukyu mouse), 4543 nucleotides long. It is a transcript of the gene Helb, whose product is annotated as DNA helicase B. Gene Ontology annotation, biological process: negative regulation of double-strand break repair via homologous recombination. The record is from RefSeq and is a predicted model, not a curated record. NCBI's taxonomy places the organism in Eukaryota, Metazoa, Chordata, Mammalia, Rodentia, Muridae. Gene Ontology annotation, molecular function: single-stranded DNA helicase activity.
CGCCCGCCUCCUAGAUGUUCCCGGAAGCUGACCGGCUUACCCUGGUCGAGUUGAUUGGUUGCAGUUUUGGACACCGCGCGCGGGGUUUUGUAGAGUUGUUUUGAGCUGAGUUCGCCGAAGAGAUAAUGGCUAGGCAGGGUCGUCCGCGUGAGCUCCUGGGCCCUCUGCACCCGUACAAGAGCGACGACGAGGAGGAGGAUUGUGCGCAGGAGGAGGAGGGGGAGCAGGAGGAGGAGUUUGUGGAUGCCGAGGAACUCUGCAGCGGGGGCAUCAAGGCGGGCAGCCUUCCUGGGCGCGCGCGAGUGUCUAUCCCUGAUGAGUAUACUAAAGAGAAAUGUACCGUGUACGGACGUUUCCCACUCAAAGGUCCGUGGUGGCGCGUGAAGGUCCAGGUCCUGAAACCCGAGCGAUCCAGGAGCUAUCAAGUUCAAGGCUUUCCGGCAUACUUUCUACAGGCUGAUAUGUCGCCACCAGAUCAAAAACAAAUCUGUUCGCUUUUUCUUAAAGAAUGCAACUUAGCCUCUGAGCGCAUACAGGAAUUUUUAAAAUGGGUAGAAAAAGUGUCAAGCUUUGAAAAUCUACACUUUGAAAACCUUUCGGAAACGUUAAGGCUUUUCUACAGAGAAACCGAAAAGAAAGAUAAAAAGCCGUCUACACCAAGGGAGCAGGGUGAGGAGAUGAGAGUGGAAAAAUCAUUCGCAUUUAUAAGUGCAAUGGUAGCUCUGCAAUUCCCCAAAGUCAUGGAAUUCCUUCCAUCGCUUUUCCCUCGACACUUCAAAAGGCUCAUCAGCUCCAGUCCUGAUUGGGUGCUGGGAUGCAUAGAAGAGGUUCUGGGUACACAGCCAUGGAAGCUGGGCUUCAGGAGGAUAACCUACAGAGAACUGAAACUAGUGCGCUGUGAGGCCAGCUGGGCAGCGUUCAGUCAGUGCCCCUCGCUGCUCCAGCUGAUGAUGCCCCUGCAGAAGAAUGCAUUGGUCAUAUAUUCUAAGCUGAGGCAGACAUGCAGAGAAGACGGACACACGUACAUUGAAGUAAAAGACUUGACCUCGGGCUUGUCUGAGCAUAUGUCAUUCGAGGAAGCAUGUCAGUCUCUGGCGUUUCUGAAGGACAUUGACGUGGUCAUUUAUGAGAAGGACUGUGUCUUUCUGUCUGAACUGUACGAGGCCGAGCAAGACAUCGCCUCCUCCAUCUGCGAGCUGAUGAGCAGACCCCCUUGGCACUUAAAAGUGGACGUGAAGAACGUCCUGGCGUCAAUUAGAGGCGCAAAGCCCCACGAUCCAGGAAGUGCUGAGGCAGUGGAAGGGAGCAAGCCAGAGGAGGUGGGGUCAGAGCAGGGUGACGGUGUUUUAGACGCCCAAGAUGGCGAUGACCAUGUUAGAAGCAAUGGCGAACACGUCGCAAAUGCAGAAAUAAACGACGUCGCACUGGAUCGAGAUCAGGUGGUCGCCCUGGAAACGAUCUGCGCCAACGCGGUGACUGUCCUCAGCGGGAAAGGCGGCUGUGGGAAGACCACCAUUGUUAGCCGACUUUUUAAGCACGUGGAGCAUCUGGAAGAAACGGAAGUGCAGCAAGCCUGCGAGGAUUUUGAACAAGACCAGGAAGCCUCAGAAGAGUGGCUUGCCUGUCCUGAGCAGAGCCCAGCCGGGGUGGACAAGGCUGUAGAAGUCUUGCUCACCGCACCUACGGGGAAGGCUGCUGGCUUAUUGAGGCAGAGGACCGAUCUUCCGGCUUACACGCUGUGCCAGGUCAAUUACAGCUUCUAUAUGUGGAAAAUGAAAAAUGAGGUGGACAAGCCGUGGAAAUUCUCUACGGUUCGAGUUCUGGUUGUAGACGAAGGGAGUUUGGUGUCUGUAGGGAUCUUCAAGUCAGUGUUAAAGUUGCUGUGCGACCACUCCAAAUUGUCCAAGCUCAUCAUCCUUGGUGAUGUUAGACAGUUGCCCAGUAUUGAACCUGGUAACAUGCUGCAGGAUGUCUUUGAGACUCUUAAGUCAAGACAGUGUGCCAUCGAACUAAAGACGAACCACAGGACAGAGUCUCAGCUGAUUGUGGACAAUGCUACAAGAAUCUCCAGACGUCAGUUUCCAAGAUUUGAUGCUGAAUUAAAUAUCUCUGGUAAUCCUACAUUACCCCUCUCCAUUGAAGAUAAGACAUUCAUCUUUGUGAGACUCCCUGAAGAAGACAGCAGAUCUCAGUCGUCUAAAGGUGAACACCGAUCUAAUUUAUAUACUGCAGUUAAAACUUUGCUUCAAGGAAAGGACUUCUGCUCUUUUGAAAGUUCAAAAACAUCGCAAUUUAUUGCAUUUAGAAGGCAAGACUGUGACCUCAUCAAUGACUGCUGCUGCAAGCACUACACAGGCCACCUCAUCAAAGACCAUGAGAAGAAACUCAUCUUUGCCGUCGGUGAUAAGAUCUGCUGUACCCGGAAUGCAUACCUCUCAGAUUUACUCCCCGACAAAGACCAGGAAGCCGAGGGGAAAGGCUAUGGAGACGCCCCUGACGACGAUGCUAAAAUCAAACAGGAUUUCGAAAGCAGCAUCCGGCUGUGCAAUGGGGAAAUAUUUUUCAUAACACAGGAUGUAACUGACGUAACUUUCAAAAGAAAAAGACUUCUGACCAUUAAUAACGAGGCUGGCUUGGAAGUGAAGGUGGACUUUAGCAAACUAAUGGCAAACUGUCAGAUCAAGCACGCCUGGGCAAGGACCAUUCAUACUUUUCAGGGGUCCGAGGAGAACACAGUCGUCUACGUCGUGGGGAAGGCAGGCCGCCAGCACUGGCAACAUGUUUACACGGCAGUGACCCGGGGCCGCUCCAGAGUGUACAUCAUCGCGCAAGAGUCUGAACUCAGGAGUGCCAUCCGGAAGCGCGGUUUCCCCAGGCAGACACGUUUGAAACACUUCUUGCAGAAGAAGCUCUCUGGCAGCUGCGCACCCUCAACAGGUUUCGCAUCCCAGCCUUCGAGCCCUCGAGUCGGAGGAAGACCUGACACCCAGCCUCCAGCCUCCUACCUCUGUAGAACCCCAGACAACAAAGCUACUGCAGACAGCGCCAGAGGCGACGAAAGAUGGCUGUCAACUUCUGUUAACGAUGACGUGGAUACGGAUGAGGAGUCAGCACAGCUCAGAGGGUCCAAAAGAACCGGUGACGGCUUCCCGUUUGACGAAGAAAGCCCCAGUAAAUUCCGUAUGGUUGAAGAGCCAUCUCCACAGGUGUCUUCUGUGUUUCGGAAUCUGAGGUUGAAUACCCUCACUCCCAGACAGCUUUUUAAACCCACCGACAAUCAAGAAACAGGUAAGUCAGGUGUGCCGGACGACGCCAACGAUCCCAGCAAUCAGGAGAUGGAAAUGUGAGGAUCCUGCGUUCAUGGCCAGCCUGGGCAACAUCACAAGCCCCUGCUCAGCCCAUACCACCACCACCACCACCAAAAACCUCAAAGCAGAAAAAAAAAAGUUUACUUCAUAUUGAUCAAGAAAUUAUUAUUUUUUUCCUCCCAAGACAAGAUGAACAUUUUAGCGUCAAAGUUUCAAAACUCUGAGAAGACAGCUGUCACUGGGCAUUAUGGUUUUGGGCAUUUGUAUUUUUGGGCACAUGACCCAAAAUAAAAUUUUUAUAUUAUUUUUAAAUCUAAGUUUCAAAAGGAGGUAUUCUAAAAUCACCCAAUCCAAGAAAACCGUGAUGAUUUCAGCCUUUGUCCUCGUGAGAACAGUUAACAGGGGACACAGGGGAAAAGGUGCCCUAUGCUUAAAACACUCCCAUUUUAGGUGCUGCUGGAUGUUUUGUGAUAAUGCCAUGUGAUCAUUGUGGAUCUCCUUUGCCAGCACACUGAACCAGCAAAGGUGGACUGAUUGUACCUGUUGAUUGUAACACAUUCAAGGAUGCUGUUUGCGGUGACAUCCUUGCUGUGAUGCUGUGGCCAUCACUCCAUUCCUGUGCCUGGGGCUCGGCGUACAUGGGGCUUGGAUAUGCCUUUCUCAGUUGGGAGUAAGUUUAGCAUAUAUCCCAUUGUAGGGAAGACUUUCUCUUAAAGCAGAUUGGUUUUUAAAUAUUUAUUACCUAGUGGUACUGUGGCUUGAAUGUGUCUUCCCAAACCUGUGUGGGUUUUUUUUGGGGGGGGUGGGAUGGGGGUGGUUUCGAGACAGGGUUUCUCUGUACAGCCCUGGGGCUGACCUGGAACUCACUUUGUAGACCAGGCUGGCCUCAAACUCAGAAAUCUGAGUUUGCCUCCUCUGCCUCCCAAGUGCUGGGAUUAAAGGCGUGCGCCACCACGCCUGGCAUGGCAGAGUGGUAGAGAUAGUUUUUCCAUCUUUCUCCCUUCUUUUGGUACUGGGACUGAAGCCAAGGUCUCAUUCCUUCUAAGAAAGCACUUUACAGCUUAAUUUUAUUCCUAGUCCUAAACAUAACUUUUCUAUGUACCAGGAAGUAAACAAACAAGACCAGUCAUGUGACUCAGCUGAUGGUAAUGCUUUUGUUAUUGCGGGUGCCCUGGGACUGAUCUGCAGCAUUUCUGAGAUAGGCCUUUGUGAGAAAUAAAUCCACUAUUCUUUUA